AUGUCUCACUCGUCCCAACCCGAACAGCAGACCGACUCGGACUGGAUGCCUUACUCUCGCCCCUCGAAGACGGAGGGCACCACGGAGAGGAUCUUCGACGCGGUGGAGUUCCGAAACAAAAAUCUCCACCUCAAGUUCCCGUCCGUCGACUGGAGCGAGGCGCGACUCGUCGCCGAAGGUGACCCGGAGUGGGGCAUGGAGUACCUCUCCCCCCCUCAGCUCCUGCCCGGCCUCCCUUGUCUGUCUGCGUCGAGCGCGGUGCCGAUGACGGCGGAGGAGCUUCAGAAGCACCUCGAUCGUGAGGAAGCGGGUCCUGCGGAGACUCCGGACAUCGAUCCCCGCCGCAACCGCCACCUCUUCGUCGACUCGGGGGGCAACAAGUGGAUCCGAGCCGGCGUCGUGUAUUCACAAGAGCUGCCACCGGCAUACCUGAAUUUCAAAGAUCAGGAUGGCGCGAGACGUUUUUACACAAAAACUGUGAGGAUCGAGUCGCGAAUGACGGUGGCGUGCACCGAGGACCAAGCACGAAUCGCCACUCGCUCCGACUUCGACCCACCCAUCGCUUCAACCUCGGCAACCACCCUCAAUAGGGACGUCGACAUUGUAUCUACCCCCACUCGCGCGCCUCCGCAACCUACCCCUUCGCCGGCCGUAGCAUCCACCUCGGCGUACACCUCUGAUUUUGUCCGAGGUAAGUUUUAUUUUUCAGCGUUUUAUGUUUCCACUCGAUCCUUGGGCUGA
This is a messenger RNA of Microbotryum saponariae, 741 nucleotides long. Lineage: Eukaryota; Fungi; Basidiomycota; Microbotryomycetes; Microbotryales; Microbotryaceae. The record is from the annotation of a GenBank genome assembly.